This is a messenger RNA of Humulus lupulus (European hop), 3134 nucleotides long. Its product is annotated as BTB/POZ domain-containing protein At3g50780. The transcript has 2 exons. Lineage: Eukaryota; Viridiplantae; Streptophyta; Magnoliopsida; Rosales; Cannabaceae. The coding region runs from base 1055 to 2653 and encodes 532 amino acids. The record is from RefSeq and is a predicted model, not a curated record. Gene Ontology annotation, molecular function: protein binding.
AAGAAGAAAACGAGUUUUCAAAUACAAAAAAAUGAUGAUACAUAUAGAGAGAGAGAGACUGUGACAAACGUAAUAAGGCAUGCUGCUGUUUGAUUGCUGAGAAAGUUUUCAAGAAUGAUGGAAAAUAUUUGAGUGUGCAAAAUAGUAUAUAGCUUAUAGCUAGACUUGCCCCUUAAAAAAAAACUGGUAAAAGUAGAAAAACACACAACCCAUGAGCCAUCAAUCUCUUUAAUCUUUUUUAUUUAUUUCUUUUUUUGGGGUGGGAGCCUUGUGGGUUUUUUGUUCUUUUUUACUUUGCAAAAAUUAAAGUUGGGUUGGGGGCACUGGUGUUAAUUAUUCCUUCUCUGCAAUUUUCUGUUUACUGGUUCCCCUGAUGCUUGACACCAGAGUUCACAUUCAAUCAUUUUUAGUGGCACUCGUGGCCUUAAAAAUUACUAGAUAAAAGAUGGGUUUUUUAGAGUUGAAAUGGAAGUAGUGGUAGUAACCCAGUUGUCGGCAAGUUUUUCUCUUUCUCUCUUUUUAGCUGUUUUUGGUUUUGGAUUAUCUGGGUUGUGUUUAUAGUAGAGACCCAUUGUCUUAGUCUCUGUUAAUGGGUUUUGUCUCUGAGUUUAUCUAGUUUAGAUUGGUGGGAAUAGAAUAUUUCAUUUGUGCUUUUGUAUUACUUUUUCAGUAGACGCAAAGUUUAAGUUUUUAUUUUUAUUUUGUUGUAAAUAUCAAUUGCUGGUAUAUGAGUUGUGUUAUGCAAUUCCUGUUUUAAAGAUUUUAACUUUUUUGAAUUUAUCGUACACAGUAUCAAUCUCAAAAGCCCACCACCACUCAGUUUCUUCCCUUUUUCCAUUUUUCUUGUUUAUAAGGAUAUAAUACGAGUGGUGGAAGGUGAAAGGGGGGUUUAGCUUUGGUUGCAGCUUUGCACAAAUUUCUUAUUCUAUAUUGCUUCUUCUGUAAUUCCUAGAUAGAAGAGAAGUUUAGUAUUCUCGAAAGGGUCCACACUGGUUUUUUUUAUUGUUGUAAAUGUCGGAUCUUGUUUGAUGAAAGCUAUACCCUUUAGUAAAAAAUGGCGGAAAUUAAGCUUACAAGACUAGAACAAGGCCAUACCAAGAUUAGAAACGUCCCAAUUGCUGUAACCCCAGAAGGUUUCUGGUGUUGCCCUUCUCCCGUUGUGUUUCAAAAGACUAUCAAAACUCAAAAUCCCUUGAACAAACCCAAACCCUCUUCACCUCCUCCCAAGAUCACUCCCCAUAGAAAACAGAACCCAAUGACUGAAAGAAGGAUACCCUUUACCCCAUCAAGGUCAGCAGCCAUUUCUGAUGGUCAACGGAUUCUCAACCCUGAGAUGGCAGAUGGACCUGUUCUUACUUCAUCUGUUGUUACAGAGAGACCCCCUAAACCGAAAGUUGAUAGUUUGCCCAGGAAGGUAGCUAUUGAGUUUGGUGAGGCUGGGACUAGUGAUAUGAAGGUGGUUUUACUGGGAAAGCAAGGAUUUUGUGUGAAGUUGAGUGUUCACAAGAAUGUUCUUGUGGAGUUUAGUAGUUUCUUUGCUGAUAAACUCUCUGAAGAACAGUCCAGUUUGUCAAGUCUUGAGAUUGAUGAUUGUGAAGAUAUUGAAAUCUAUGUUGAGACUGUGGGGCUGAUGUAUUGUAAAGAAAUGAAGCAACGGCUGAUCAAGCAAAGUGUCUCUCGUGUGCUUCGCAUUCUCAAGGUUGCAGAACAACUUGGCUUCAACUCAUGCAUCCAUUCAUGUUUAGAGUACUUAGAAGCAGUCCCAUGGGUUGGGGAAGAAGAAGAAGAGAAAGUUGUCUCAUCGGUUCUACGACUCCAAGGUGAGGGUAUUGGGGUAUCCCCUGUGUUGAAAAGAGUCUCUUCUGAAAUUUCCAAGCCCUCAAAAGACACACUUUGCCAAAUCAUUGAACUUGUUCUCAAAAGCAAUGACGAGAGAAGCCGCCGGGAAAUGAAGUCUGUAGUCCUGAAGCUCCUCAGGGAAAAUAAUGGUCUCCCAAGCUAUGCAGGUUCUGCUGACAUCUGCCAUGAAACAAUUUAUGGUUCAUGCCAAAGUUGUUUUGAUUCACUACUGUCUCUAUUCAAGCAGGCUACAGACCCCGAGUUUUCUGAUAAGCUGAUGGAAACAAGAGAACCCGUGGUGAAGCAAAUAGCUUUAGAAUCUGAUAAUCUGUCAUGGUUGCUUGAGAUCUUAGCCGACAGGCAAGCAGCAGAUGAAUUUGCAGUAAUAUGGGCAAGCCAGCAAGAGUUGGCAGCCUUACACGAAAAGCUCCCUGUCGUGUCUCGCUACCAUGUCAGCUGCAUUACAGCGAGACUAUUCGUUGGCAUUGGAAGAGGGGAGCUGCUGCCAUCAAAGGAUACCCGCCAAUUGCUGUUGCAGACAUGGUUGCAGCCGUUGAUCAGCGACUACAGUUGGUUACAACACGGGUGCAGGUCAUUUGAUCGGAAGGUUGUGGAAGAAGGAAUUGGUAGGACAAUCCUGACUUUGCCACUAGAGGAGCAGCAAAGUAUUAUGCUUUCAUGGUUAAGCAGUUUUCUAAAAGCUGGUGAUAACUGUCCAAAUCUUCAAAGGGCCUUUGAAGUUUGGUGGCGGAGGACCUUUGUCAGACCAUACGUGGAAACACAAGAUAAUAACUCGUUUCAGACAGAUAACUAAAGUGAUUUAUGAAGACAUGGUAGAAAGAAAGAAGUAAAUCAAAAUGUGCUUAUUAAAAAUAUGAGUUGAGAGUGAUAAAAUAAUAUAUGUUUUGUAAAUCUAAUGUUGGCUAUGUAAGGUUUAGGUUCAUUGCUACUCCAAUUAUCAGGGUGAAAAGGAAAAUGGGGUCCUGAGUUUGAUGGAUAACAGGAGAAAUUUCUUGAAUGAAACACAAGAUCACACUGUUGUGUUCAGUGGGAAAUCUCAAACUUCAGUGCAUACUUUUCUUUCCACAAAUUUGGGUUGAUUGAUUGGUUGGUUUAUGUAAAAUUAAUGGAAAAGAGUAAUCUAAAGUGAUUACCUAAGGUGGUUUUUGUUUUUUUUUUUUUUUUUUGGGUAUGAAUAUCAUUGUGGAUAUGCUUUGCUUUUCUCUCUAAAUGGGUGUACCUAUACGUUACUUAUGAAAUGGGAUGCAGCAUAUUUCUUGCAAUGUAGUUAAUUA